CCUUCCUUCCAAUUGCCUCUGACACCAUGGAGCUGAGAGUAAUUCCCCUCGUACUCCUGGUUCUGUGUCUCCUGCAGAUGACCCAUGAGCAGGUAAUCAGAAACAAACCGAGGAAGAAUGGGGCUGCAAAGAAAGCUAUGGUGACGCUAAGUAUGAUCGAAGACAUCAAUGAUCAGAUUGCUCAGAUCAUUAACGAGGUGAACGUACUGAAGGAGAAACAGGCACUGCAAACAGUGUGCCUGAGAGGGCUCAAGGUUUACCGUAAAUGCUUCCUCCUCAUGGACGGACAAAAGAACUUCCAUGAAGCGUCUGACGAUUGCAUCAUGCAUGGGGGCAUCCUCGGCGUGCCACACAACUACCACGAGAACAAUGAGCUGUACAACUACGCCAAGACGACCCUGGGGGACGAGCACGACAUCUGGGUUGGCAUCACUGACAUCGCAACUGAGGGAGACUGGGUGGAUGUGUCUGGAAAGGCCACCAACUACACCAACUGGGAGACCAUUCGCCGCCAACCCGAUGGUGGCACAAAGGCCAAUUGCGUGGCAAUGUCAGGCCCGGCUAACGGCAGGUGGUUUGACGACUCCUGUGUGCUCCAGAAAAAUUACUUCUGUCAAUUUAACAUUCUUUAAUAGCUGCAGAGUUUCACCUCAUGUAUAGCCUGACUGGUUUAGUCUCGCUACGGAUGCUUUGGGGUUUUUGUUUCAGUGAUGAUACCUUGCGAGCGGUACAGGUACAAAGUGAUUCUCAUUGACCCAGGUUGACUGUCCUCUUCAUUCCUUAACAUUCUGUCCAUUCAGGACUAUGUCUGUUUUGGAGAUGGUAGACCAAGGUAACCACCAUGAUGCCAGGAUGCCACCAAUCCUGGACCCACAUGAAUACCACAGGCCAUACGGAUAAAACCCAGUGGAACGCCCCCUUCUCCCCUGCCCUUGUCUUUCUCUGUGCAGUACAGUGAACAUCAGGAGCUGAGCAGAGUAGGGGAGGCUGGAAGGGGCAGUUAGGUUGGUCAAACCAACCCACCCCCAUCAUCUCUCUCCAUGCCAGGCUGCUUCGACACUGAAGCACAGGUACACCUGGUUGUACUCCCCUUCUUGUGGUUUAUUUGCUAACUCAGCUGUGCAGGAAUUCAUAGCUUGCUUGGCUCUGUGGCUAGUCCAGGUUUCUUGCCGUGCCCAUUGUAAACACAGUAAUGCAUGCUACUGUUGUGACCAGAAAUAAAACCAUUCAUUCAAAGACAAA
Molecule: messenger RNA, 1242 nt
Organism: Chiloscyllium plagiosum (whitespotted bambooshark)
Lineage: Eukaryota; Metazoa; Chordata; Chondrichthyes; Orectolobiformes; Hemiscylliidae
Gene: clec3ba
Product: C-type lectin domain family 3, member Ba
Biological process (GO): bone mineralization; ossification
Source: RefSeq, a predicted model, not a curated record